AUGGCCGCUCGCGGUCGCCGGGCUUCGCCUUGCGGGGCCGGUGGUGACCUGGCCCUCGCUCGGGUCGGGACGUCCAACUUGGCCGCCAGCCGCGGCCUGGUCCCUUAUAUUUAUCAGCUUCGGGGGUCGGGUCCUCCAAUGAGUCUCCGAGGCAGCGCGGCCCCUCCCAGUCUCCGUGGAUCCGCUCCCCGCGCCCGCACCUCCUCCCCGCUCCGACCUGCAGGGGUGGGCGGGAGGGCAGGGGGCAGGGCCUCUCCCCGAGCCCGCCCCGGCCCGCCUUUCCCAGGGCCCGCCCGUCCCGAUCGGGCCGCAGGUGCAGCGCUGUGCGCGGGUGCGCUCCAGCCCCCGCCAACCACCCCGCAAGGGAAACCCGAGCCCUGGCGCGAGAGGUCACCGCGAACCCCCAGUCCGCCAGGGCCCCCGGACUUGCACGUGACCCGGGAGCUUGCCAGGGUACCAGGGGAUGUGGGCUGGGGGUUCGGGCCGCCCGUCCCCGGCGAGGACCAGGGUGGCGGCGCCGUGCCUGCUCUCUUACCCCGGCGGGCGCACAGAAACUGCCGACGCUCGCACGAAACACGCGAGGCCCCAGAGCUAACCCCGCGCGGGCGGACGGAGAAGGGCGACCUCUCAAUAACCCAGACAACUUUCAUCGGAGCACGUUUUGGGCCCGAACAGAUUGCUGGGAUUUCCUCCCUCCGGCCGCCAGGCCCGCGCGCCCGGCUAGAGCCAAAGGCCCGAGGCGAGCGGCGCAGGCCUGGAACGCGGGUCUCUGUUGGGAAGAGAAGGCCGGGCCGAGGCGGAGAGGCAGGCUGCCUGGCGCGGGGCACUCAGCCAGAGGGAGGCGGUUUGCAGCGUAUCCGCCCGGUGGCGGAUUUCCCUGCCCGGGGAAGCCGAGGCCAUUUCCAGUGUCGGCCAGAAAAUCUUCCAGACAAGCGCGGGCAGGGAGCUUCUGGUGGGGAGCGCAGGCCGCGCCGGCCUCGGGAGGGGAGGGGAGCUCUCAGGAGGGACAGAGGGUCCCACAGGAGCUUGAGAGGCCGCGGAAGACCUCGACCCUUUCUGGCACUUCGGCGACCGCAGCUCCAGGGCCGGACGGUGCUCUGCAGAAAGGCCUGCAGCGGACAGCGGCUCUUCCGGCUGUGGGCGACCCCCUCGGAUCGCGCCCAGGGUCGCGCAGGGUCUGGCUGGGGAGCUGGCCGGGGAGCUGGGUGCACGGGGCAGGCAGGCUUGGGGCGGGGCAGAGAGAAUGCGGGCAGUAAGCCAGGUUUCCAGUUGUUUGAUUUCUUUCCUUUCUUUCGUUUGGACCGCGCCUGGGCCUGGGCGGUCAGGAACCCACCUGCUGGGGCGGCCCGGCCCAGAGCGCGGGAGCCGCCUUCGCCCCGGAACCAGGCUGGCUCGCUCGCGCUCGCUCCGCUCCUUCAUUCCUUCAUCUCUUGCACGCUCGCGUGUAUUCACGUGGGCAACUGUGUGCGAGUGAGCACACCCUCCUGCGAGCGGCGUCAGGGGACCUCGCUCAGGACACUGCCAGCAUCAGUCGUUCAGAGCCCCGCGGGCCCUAGGCGCCCGAGGCAUUUCGUCGCCUGCUUUGCCGCCGCUGGGGAACCAUGGCCGGUUGUGGGUUCAGUAGAGACUGGACCCGGGGUCGAGGAUCGGGUAGUGAAUCGUCAAGCGCGGCCCCUGGGCCACCGAACGCCAGGACUGCAUCGCCCAGUCCUGGCUGGGCUCCGCGGGCACCAGAGAGCGGGGUGGAAGAGGCGGAUCGCGUGUGGCGACACAGGGCGCAGCGGACCCCGCUCGAGCACCCGCCCUGGACCUGUGGGCGCGCAGACGGAGAGGCGAGGAGAGGAACUCCGGGUGUGAACUCAGAAACACCCAAAUUGGAGUUUGCGGCGUCUGACCCCAGCCUCACUCUACCUGUGAAAUGAGAACAGUGCUGCUGGGCUCAUGCAGCAUUUCUGAGAACUCCUAUAUUUUAAUGGAGUGUUAAACAACUGAAAACAUUUUAAAGGUCAAGGAGUUUUCCUUAUCUGUUUUAAAGAGAGUUUCAGCAUCUCUGGGGGGGGAAGAGGAGGAGGAGGGGAGGGGGGAGCCGGAGGUCCCCACCCACUGGAGGCCCUGACCUCCGCUGUCACCAAGCAUGGCCAGGCAGAGGGACAUGUCCAAGGCGGAGGCCAAGGUGCUCGCCUGCUCUGGAGGCAGCAGCAGCCCACAACAGUGUGGUGCAAAUGUCAUGCUGCUCUUUAUCCCUUGCACCUGGCUGGAGGUGCAAAUCAUGUCACCAUCUUUGCUCACCCGGAACUGCGUGCACGUGACUGACAGUCUGAGAAGCACCUUGCUGACAGCUGGGUCAUCCCUGUGUCCACAGGACCCUCUGUGAAGUGGGCAGCCCGAGUCUGGGCCUGAGUCUUUUCCCAGAUGGAGUAGGAAGCAGAGCCCAAAGAUGCAUCUCUGGCCCGCAAGCCUGUGCCACCUGGUCCUUGUGCACCAGAGGAGGGGCUUCCCCAAGGCUGUGUGGUCCCCUUGGCCUCCACCCUGUCCAGUCUGACCUCUGCAAGUCCAGCAGACCUUCUCAUCGCAUGCUUGGAGCUCAGGCAUGUCCAGGACAACUGAAAGGCAAGUGGGCAAACCCUGGCCAGGGCUGGGGUGCAGCCCAGAGCCAGGGACCUGGCCAGGCCCCUCCCCAUCCCCUGAGGCCCCACUUGUGGCUGGUCCAGCAACCAGCCUCGUGCAUUUCCUACAAGUUGCUGCACUCAAAAUUCCUCAUUUCUAACCCACAGAAAUCUCUUCAGUCAUUUAGGAGAAAUCCACCAACGUUCCUAAUUUAGAAUAACUUUCUGAGGGGUGAAAACAAACAGCAGGGAUUUAAGAUAUACCUGCAGGCUGAACCUAGCUGAGCAAAGCAGCAGAAUGCAGACACCUGGACAGAGUUUCUCCCAGGCCUUGGGGACUGUAGCUCUUUCACGUGGAGGGUGUUUUCAGACUAGCUUGCUCGUGGCUGUGGGUGUAACAUCAAAGCCCUUUUGUAAGAGCGGAUUAACAGCAACACAAUACUAAGGUACAACCCCCCCCCACCAAGUUUUCUUGGGGUUCCUGGGAUCAGCCCCCACCCCGCCUGGCAGUUUCCUGUCACCUGGGUGGCUGUGCAGAAUCCCUGUCUCCAGUCCCACCUGUUACACCAGCUGUGCGAGCUUCAGCAAGAUACUUAGCCGGGCCCAGAGCCUCGCUGUGGCCCCGAGAGCUGGAGGACGAGGGGUCCACGCUCUGUGCACCCUCUGGGUGGCGCCGAGACACUACAGCCCUUGUGAGAGUGUCCACUUCUCCCCAGCGCCGCAGGCUGGAGAGUUCCCAGUCAAGAACAGACUUUUUCUCCCUUAAUUCUCUUCACCUCCACUCCGAACACUGUCCGGCCUCUGAAAGAGAGCACUUGUGCCAGACCACUGCACAGAAGUGAUCUUUCUUAGGUCACAACUAUGAACUCCCAAAUUUCGAUGGAAAAUCAACAAAUUUCAAGAAAAACUAAUGAUUGGUUCAAAGGAAUGUAUUUCUUUCUCUUUGUUUUUUAUUCUACUGCUUCUUCCAAAAUGCCUAGAGGAAGAUGGGAAGGAGUGGGACCCACCCACAACAGUGCAGCCACCAGCCUGGAGAAUCUGCCUAGGUCCUGCGCCCUCGGGGGCUCCUGGCCAGGUGUGAGAGGCGGAGGGGGCUGUGAGACAGCCUGGGAAUCUCAUAUUGAAUUUAAGAAAAACAAAACAAAACAAAACAGACAAUAGUAUUAGUUUGAAAUCCACCCAUUAAAGCAAUCUUAAGCUGAGAGGCUGAGGACACUUGUUUGUUUAGCUUAAGAGACUGCUUUAAUGGGUGGAUUUCAACCCGCUAUUAUGUUGGGUGUCUUAAACAAAAUGCCAAGACCAUAGCAUAGCACAGCGGGCCUGCAGAAGCUCACAGGAGACCCGGAGGCUCCGCACAAGCAGUGCUCUGGUCAGGAAAUAAAACACACGCAGCCCGGCUGCUCUGAGGCUCCCUGUCACUAAACUAAGUUUCCUUGAAGCAGCCACUGAGUAGCAGUCCAUUAAAAAGCAGUUACUACUAAAAAUCUGAGGGAUAGUAAGGCCAGCAGAUCGAGUGGGAAAGAGUAUGUUAACAUUUCUUGGGGGGAACGUGGGGUGUGGGGUCAGCAGGAGGCAGAGGGAGAAGGGCUAACUGUGGGCAGGAGCCUUUGCCACAGAGGAAGGGAUGGUCAGGCAGGGUGAGCAGGUUUAGGUUGCCUGGAGGGAAGAUCCCAACAGGCUCUGGGGUGCAGGGCCUGGCCCGAGCCCUCUGGCACCCGGGCCUGGAGAUAGGGCAGGGGAUGGCGACCAGGAGUGUAAGAGACCUUCAGAGGAGGCCGCUGAGUUGGCUCAGGACUCUGGGUCUGCACACGAAAGACAGGCUCCUGGGUGAGUUCUGUGGUCCCCGCAGGACUUGGCUAACUCUGGGAGACACAGUCCCUCAAGGGUCUGCAAAGCCCCAGCAAUCAAAGAAUCCGGAUAUAGAAAACACAGGGCGUGAUGAAUAUGCAUCCAUCUUUGCCACUCCAGAACCUAAAAUAAUGCUUUGCACAUAGUGGGCACUCAACAAAGAGGAAAAGAUGGAAAGAAAAAAGGAAAGGAAGAAGGAAGAGGGAAGCACCUGUUGGCUAGUUGGGUCGUAAGAGGGCUGCUUUUGAUAGCCUUAUUCCCACAAACUCUGCAGUAAGCUGCCCAGAGCAGAUCGAGGAGGGGUGAGGGGUGGGCAGGGCAGGGCAGGGUGGGGAAUGCUGGGAACCAAACCUGGAUCUCCCGCUUGCAAGGCAAGCACUGGACUGCUGAGCUGCACCCCAGGCUGGAUAAAUGGCUUCUUAUUUCGGCCCAUUUGCCGGUGUGAAGAGACUGUGCGUCAGCUCCCAGAUUCAUAUUCAGAAAGCUGGCUUUACAUCUGCCUGAAUUCAUCUCUGAACCAUUCGCGCCACAAUUCCGCCAGCACUCCAGUUCUUUAUUGCUACCUGGUACAAGCAACCACCCAGACCGGGUGGUAUAAAUGACUCUGUGGGUCAGGAGCUUGGAGCGUGCAUAGGGAAGAGGGCUUGUCCCUGCUUCCUGAUGUCUGAAGUCUCAGCUGAGAAGACAGGAACAACUAGAAGUCACUUGGGCGGCCAGAAGACAAGCACUGUCCAUCUGGCUUUGCCUUCCUUCUAUUACAGUGGCUUUAGAGGACAUGUCAACUCGUGGCUCCAAGAAUAACACAAAAGUUGCAUAGCCUUUUAGGACAGGCUCAGAAGGCAAACAACAUCACCUCUGACCAACUUGAUCAAAGGAAGCUCAACAGUUUGGCAAAUUUAGAAGGGAACACGAAUGCCAACCCUCAAUAAAGACAGUGUCAAAGAGUUGCGUCCAUGUUUUUAAACCACCUUGUAGCUGGGCCUGGUGCACACACCUGUAAUUCCAGCACUCUGGGAGCCUGAGGUGGGAGGAAUGCAAGUGUAAGCCCAGUUGGGGCAACAUAGUGAGACCCUGGCUCAAAACAAAAAAAUAAAAAAGGGGUAUGGCUGUGGCUCAGUGCAAAGAUCCUGGGUUUGAUCCCUCCCACUCCAAACAAAGCAAAACAACCCCUCUUGUGAGUGUGGGACAGUGGAGGGGAGCACACCAGAGGUGCGCAGCUCGUGAGGCAGCUAAGUAUCUCACAGUAAUCUCUCCCAGCCCAAGGUCAACGUCACAGCAAAGCAGUGUAUCGCCCUCUUCUUCACGCCUUCCUACCUCUCAAAGCAAUUUUACUUCUUUGCAAUUUUUCUCAAAGUUUUUCCAAAACCCCUCAUGGAAACAGGAUAAGAGUCAUUUCAUUUUAAGAUGGAGAAUGUGAGGCCUACGAUGUGUUCCGGGCCAGCAAGCAAUUUAAAGGACAGAGCUGGAUCUGGACACUGUAUGUGAACAGCAGCUUCCUGAGUUAUGGACCUACGUGUGGAACUCAAAUGUAUAGGUCUUUCUUAAGGAGGCUGUUGGGGGCGUUCUAAAAGAAUCUAGGUGCAGGUGGAGAAAGUGCUUCCUGUGUGCUUUCUCUGCUGGCUUGUGACAGGAGGCGUCGCCUGUACACUGAUACGAGAUGGAGACACAACACAGUGUGGAGGGACACUCAUGGCUGUCUUGUCCACCCGUGCGAAGGUGAUGCUAAGGUGCUCUUCAUAUGUCCUUUCGUUCAUCUUCCUCUACCCUGGCAAGGGACUCGCAUUGCUCUCACUUGCAGAUGAUAACCAAAUGCAGCUAGUGAGUGACAGGCAGAGCUGGGAAGGCGCCUCAGGCCGAGGCCCCGUCCUGGACAUAGCUCAUUGUUUAAUUCUCCACAGGACUGAGGGCCUGAAUGAAACGAGAUUGGGUCCAAACAAACAAUACCCCGUGUAAGAAAGGAACCCUUAAAUUAUAAAGACUUCUCUCCUGCCCAUAAUCAUAUUUACCCUCCUACCUUAAAGAACUACAAUCCUGGACAAGAUCUGUCGAAUAGGUUUUCAGACAGUGCACUCCAGGCAGUAGGGGAGCAAUCCAGAAGACUAACGCCCCUGGGGAGCCCCACAAGCACCCUGCACAGGAGGGGUCCAGGGCUGGGCCCACCCAGAGGCCAGGGUCUUCCUGGGCUGAGAGGCCGAGUUCCUAGUUCAGGGAGGACGAUGCGAGGAGCAGAGAGUGCACAGAGGGCAGGUGUCAGAGAGCUGGAGCAGGUCUCCUGGAGCCCCUGGCUGAGCCCUGCUCUGCACACAAGUGGGAGGAAAAGAAUAAGGCCAUGGAGGAAAACCACUGGGAAAAGCAGGCAGGACAGGAUGGUCUCCUGACAGGAGUUUUUGUUCCCUCAGACGGGGUGGAAAGGCCUCCUGCCAGGUGGACAUCAGGCAGCGUCCUCAGAAGAUGACUGCUGGAUGGAAAAAACAAAGCCAAACACAGAACCACACGACCCACAAUGGGGAAAAUCAAUCAACAAACAACAGGGAUGAUGUGACUAGCGGUAACACUGAAAGAGCUGUUUAAAUCUACUUCAUGUGUUCAAGUGGGAGGAAAACAAUAAUACGAUGAAGGGAGCAAUGAAAGAUCCAAGAAGGACUCAAAAACUUGUAAGAUGGAAUACAUAAUAUUUGAAAUACAAAAUACAUGAUACAGAAUUAGCAGUAAGGGCUGGGGCUGUAGCUCAGUGGCGCCACGCCUGACUGCCAAGCACAGGGUCAUGAGUUCGAUUCCUGGUACCAGAAAAGAAAAGAAACAAAAACCCAAUUUCCCAGAAUUACCAGUAGAUGACGUAUUGCUGAAGAAAACGUUAGUAAACAUGAGACAUGACAUAUAAGCUCUCCUAAAUGAAAAGCGGAGAGAAAGAUUAACAAAUAAGAAGCAAAAACCUGUGAGUCAAUACCAAGCGGCCUAACUUAAAAGUAAUUAAAGUAGAUUUAGAAAAUAUAUUUGAAAAAUAAUGGCUGGAGAUUUUCCAAAUUUAAUGGAAACAAUAAGCCCACAGAUUCAAAAAAAGCCCAGCAAUCUUUAAGUAGAAGAAGCACAAGGAAAACACACAAGGCACAUCAUAAACAGAUUUCUGAAACCCUUAAAAACAACUAGAGGAAAAAGGAAACACUACACACAAAGGAACAAAAAUAAGAAUUAUACUAGACUUAGUGCCUGCAACUAUGUAAUCCAGAAGACAAUGGAACAACAUUUUCAAAAGUACUGAAAGAAACAUUUAAAAAUAGUCAAGCUAGGAUUCCGAACUCAGGCCGACUGGGUGCUUCAUAAGGAAGAGGUUUAUUUUGUCUCGGGAUUCGAAGGUUCAGAGUCCACACCCAUGCGGCACCCUCUGGGGGGCCUCCUGCUACGUCGUAACAGGGCAGAUGGCAGAGGCGUCACAGCAGAGGCCCACGCGAGAGUGGUGAGUGACAGUGGCAGAGGAAGCCAAACACGUGGAGUGGCCUGGGUUUAACCAACCAGCUCUUGGAGUAACUAAUUCAGUCCUGCGAGAGCUGACCCACUCCCAGAAGACAUGCACUAGUCACCUGCAGGCGUGGUGCCCCCAACACCCAAAUAUCUCCCACCAGGCCCCACCUCUUAAAGGGUCCACCUCUCGCUGCCUUCACACCGGGGGUCAGGCUUCCCACUCAUGCAACACUGGGGAAGGCACCAUAAGCAAACCAUAGCACCCACCAACAUUAUCUUCUAAGAGGAAGGUAAGACUUCCACAAAGGAAAGUGGAUUCUCCAACAGAUCAGCAGCAUACUAAAUGUUGAAGGAAGUCCCAUAGGCAAAGGAUUGUGGGGCCAGAUGGAAAUGUGGGUCCACGUAAAGCAAAGGCAAUGUAUGGGUAAACAGGAGAGCUUUCCCCAUGAUUGAAACUCUCAUUGAAAGUUAAAUGAUUGUCUCAAGCAAAAAUAAUAAUGUAUUGUGGAAUUUAUAGCAAUACAGAAGUAAAAUGUGAUGAUGACAAGAGCACAAAGACUAUGAGGAGGGAAAUGAAAAUAAACUGUUGUAAGGCUUUUGAAUGAUGCAUAUCUGUGAAAUGCGUAACCACUUGAUGGUAGACCAUGAUAGAAGAUGUGUUUUGUAAACUCCAGAGCAACCACUUACAAAGAGCUAACAAUGCAAUUAAUGCAGACAAAGUUGAAUCAUAAAAUUUAA
Messenger RNA from Heterocephalus glaber (naked mole-rat), 8651 nucleotides. NCBI's taxonomy places the organism in Eukaryota, Metazoa, Chordata, Mammalia, Rodentia, Bathyergidae. The record is from RefSeq and is a predicted model, not a curated record.